Parnassius mnemosyne (clouded apollo) is the source of this 1431-nucleotide messenger RNA. NCBI's taxonomy places the organism in Eukaryota, Metazoa, Arthropoda, Insecta, Lepidoptera, Papilionidae. The record is from the annotation of a GenBank genome assembly.
AUGGCAAAUGGCGGAAACGUUAAUAUUGGCGGCAGUCUUAUUUUCGACCACCGCGUACAGGAGUGGAAUAUAUUCAAAAGUCGUUUUCAGCAGUACUGUACUGCGAAUAACAUCACCGAGGAAUCGGAUAAGUCUGGUGUGAAACGACGGGCCCUGUUACUAACUGCGCUGGUGGAAGAUACGUAUCGGGUGGCAAGAGAUCUUGCCUUCCCAACUGAAUUAGAAAACAUAGAGUACAAAGUACUACUAGAAAAGUUAAGUGUACAUUUUGUCACAAAAAAAUGUUCAUUUGCGGAGAGAUACAAGUUUUAUCGAGCAGAGCAGCGACCUGGCGAGGACUUGGCGGAGUGGGCCGCGCGGGUGCGUAGCCUGUCUCAGUACUGCGGCUUUACUUUUGAGCUGGAGACGGCAAUGAGAGACCGUUUUGUCCUGGGUUUGGAAAACGUAAAGGAGAGAGAAAAGUUAUUUGCCGAGAGUAUCAUGGACUUGACCUUUAGCAGGGCCCUGGAGCUGGCACAGAGUGUGCGGUGUGCGAGAUUCGCUAUGCAGAGCACUAGCGUCACCUCACAACUAGGCGUUCCCGCAUCUCCUCAGGAUGUGUUCGCGAUGCAUUCCCGUGGUGUAAACAAGUGCAGUGUUUGUGGUUACUCAAAUCAUAGCAAAGAUCAGUGUCGAUUUUCGAGUUAUUCAUGUAAGAAGUGCCAUAAAAAAGGGCAUCUUCGUAGAAUGUGUAAAUCUUUAAUUAAACCUAAUAACUAUAUCGCGGCGAAUGACGAUGACAUCGUUCAAGGUAUUUAUGAUCUAUUUACUAUUAAGUGUAAUAACGGCGAGCCGAUGCGCCACAUGGUUUUCAUAGGUGAGACUGGCUUGGUUUGUGAAAUUGAUAGUGGUAGUGCAGUGUCGAUAUUACCAUUUAGAGUUUAUGAAAACUAUUUUAAGAAUAUUUAUAACCUAAAUAAAAGCAAAGUAAUACUAAAUUGCUAUAAUGGUAGCAAAAUUUCUCCUGUAGGUUUUAUAACGGUACCCGUUACGUACGAGUCACGUAUUGAACACAUUAGGUUAUUUAUUAUUCAAACAAAUAAUAAGCAACCAGCACUAUUAGGGCGGGACUUUAUAAGCGCUUUUAAUUUACAGUUAUGUACAGCGAAUUGCAACAACCUGACCAUCAACACAAAUUAUGACAGUAUAUUAAGAGAAAAAUAUGCCAAGCUAUUUUCAAGUGAAUUAGGAACAUUUAAUAAGUUUAAAAUUCACUUAAAAUUGAAAUGCGACGCCGAGCUAAAAUUUUUUAAACCACGUCCUGUACCUUUAGCUUUAAAAAGUGGAAAAAGAGUUGAAUCGUUUACUAGACUUGGGUAUCUUAGAAAAAGUGAAUCACUCAAGGGUGGCCACGCCCAUUGUCCCAGUUUUAAGAUCAGACGGGGAUAUUAG